Molecule: messenger RNA, 959 nt
Organism: Pteronotus mesoamericanus
Lineage: Eukaryota; Metazoa; Chordata; Mammalia; Chiroptera; Mormoopidae
Gene: CENPQ
Product: centromere protein Q
Exons: 8
Coding region: 20-826 (268 amino acids)
Cellular component (GO): nucleus
Source: RefSeq, a predicted model, not a curated record
UCGUUCAAUUUAGAUCAAGAUGUCUAGCAAAGCAAAUGCUUCCAAGAAAAGGUCUCAACAGUUAAAAAGAAAUCCAAAAAGAAAAACUGGUGAUGAGGAAGUGGAGUUAUCAAAGAAAAAGGUUAGAAACACAGUGAAAAAAAAUAAAAAUCAUCCAAAGCAUCUGUCUUCUGAAGGACAAACAGAGCAAACUAGUCUAAAACAAGUAAAGAUAGCAUUCAGCAAGAGAAAAACCUGGCAACCUCUUUCGAAAAAUAGCAGAAAGCAUUUGCAGACUAUGAUGGAAACAGUAAUAAUAGCAAUUUUGAGUAACAAAGGUAGAGAAAAUGAACAAAUCCAAUAUCAUCUCAACUGCCUAAAGAAAAGGUUGCUUCAACUAUGUGAAACCCUAAAAGUCCCUCCCCAAAAGCUAAAAGAUUUCACUAAUGUGUCAAGUCUACUGAAAAUGGAAAAAGAAUAUCACAGAGCUAAUGAGGAAGGUCUGACAUCAUUGCAGGAAGAAAUAGAUAAAAUAGUAGAGACCACAGAGUCAGUGACUGGGAAUAUUCAGAGCCUAAAGAACAAAAUUCAGAUUCUGACAAGUGAGGUGGAAGAAGAAGAGGCGAAGGUAAAACAGAUGUUUCACAUAGACAUUAACAGGGCACUCUCCCUUCCAGAACUUCCCCAGAAGAGUCUCAAAGCACCCAUACUUCAGAAAGAAAUUUUGACACAAAUUCCAAACCAGAGUGCUCUUCUGAAAGACUUGGAUGUUCUCCAUAAUUCAUCUCAGACAAAGAACAUGUUAACGUUCAUCAAAGAAGCCUAUAAGAGACUGGAUGCCUCUUAAAGAAUGUUUUUUAGAUUAUUCCACAUUAAUUUAAUGUUUAUAAAUUUGUAAAACUGUUAACCUAUGAUGAUAUUUCAGAGGCUAAGGCUUCUUCAGGAUGUAUUAUUUCCUAAUAUGGAGUUUAACAUUAGCC